AUGGUAAAAAGAGAUAAAGCCAUAGAUGAAGAGGAUGAUUAUUCGAUCCCAAUUAUAAAUAACGGAACGGAACAAGAAGAUCAGGAAGUAGAUGAACCUCCAGUUAAAAAACAAAAAAAACAGAAUAAACAACAACUUACUGCUCAAGAUAUUCAAAUCGCAAGGGAAACAGCAGAUUUAUUUAAAUCAAAUAUUUUCAAACUUCAAAUUGAUGAAUUAAUGAGAGAAUUAAAGAUUAAAAAAUCUCAUGAAGAUAAAAUGGAAAAAGUUUUACGCAGAUUACAUGAUUUAAUUAAACAAGUUCCAUCAAUUGAAAAUUUAUCAUUACAACAAGCUGAACAACAUUUUAAAAAAUUAGUUAUACCAUUUCCUGAUCCAAAACCAAGUAAAUUAAAUUAUAGAUUUUCAUAUAUACCACUGGAGGAUAUAUCAUUAGUUGGUUCUUAUGGUUUAAAAACAGGUUGCAAUCAAAAACUGAGUAUUGAAAUUGCUUUAACAAUGCCAAAAGAAUUAUUUCAAGCAAAAGAUUAUUUAAAUUACCGUGCUUUUUAUAAAAAAGCAUUUUAUUUAGCUUAUUUAGCUGAACAUUUAAUAACAUUAUCGAAAAAGAAUAAUUUACCGUUAAAAAUUUCAUAUCAUUAUUUAAAUGGAGAUGUUUUAAACCCAGUUUUAAGAUUAGAAUCAAUCCAAACGGAAAAUCCAGAUGAUUUAAUUUUUAACAAAACUAAAUUCAAUAUAAAUUUAAUUGUUGCAUUUCCAUUUGGUAUAUUUGAUGCAAAGAAAUUAUUACCUGAUAAAAAUUGUAUACGAGUUCAAACAGAAACAGAAACAGAAUCACUACCUCCAACUCCUUUAUAUAAUUCAAGUUUAAUUACUCAAUCAACUUAUGAUUAUUAUUUAAAAUAUCUAUAUACAAUGAAAAGAUCAACCGAAGGUUUUAAAGAUGCUUGUGUAUUGGGAAGACUUUGGUUGCAACAAAGAGGAUUUGAUUCAUCUGUAAAUAAUGGUGGUUUUGGUCAUUUUGAAUUUGCUAUACUAAUGAGUGCUUUAUUAAAUGGUGGUGGUUUACAAGGAAAUAAAAUUUUAUUACAUGGUUUUUCAUCAUAUCAAUUAUUUAAAGGUGUUAUAAAAUAUUUAGCAGAAAUCGAUUUAUCAAAAGGUUAUUUAUCAUUCUCAUCAUUAAUUGGGGAAAAUAUUACAUCAAAAUAUAAAUCAGAUGGAUUUAAUGUACCGACAAUAUUUGAUAAAAAUGCAAAAUUAAAUAUAUUAUGGAAAAUGACUUCAUUUUCAUAUUUGAAAUUAAAACAACUUGCUAUACAAAAUUUGGAUUUGUUAAAUGAUGUGGUUAAAGAUAGAUUUGAUGCAAUUUUAUUACAAAAAUCAGAUUAUGAUGCUAUGAAAUAUGAUAUUGUUUUAAACUUUUCAGCACCUGAUGAAUUAUAUGACUUGUUUGGUCCAUUGGAGAAAAUUUCAUAUAUAACAUUUGAUAAUUACUUAAAGAAUAAACUAUUUAAAAUAUUGACAACUGCAUUAGGUGAUAGAGCUACUUCAAUAGAUAUACGAAAAGAAAAAAUUUCAAAAACAUUUGCAUUAAAUAAAAGAAAAGCAUCAAAUUAUAAUAAUUUUAUAAUUGGUUUACAAUUAAAUUCUGAAGAAUGUGAUAAAUUAGUUACUAAAGGUCCAAAUAGUGAAGAUAAAGAAGCAGGAUUAAAAUUUCGCUCAUUUUGGGGUUCAAAAGUUUCAUUAAGAAGAUUUAAAGAUGGACUGGUUCAACAUUGUGUUGUUUGGAAUUUAAAAGAUGAACCUGUAGUAUUAACAAUUAUUAAAUCUGCAUUAGAUAUACAUUUACAAGAUGUAUCUCAACAUGUAGCUACUGAUGUAGGAUUAUUUGAAAGAUUACCAACACCAUUAUUACCAACUGCAGCAAAUCAAGUCAUUACAUCAUUAGUUAGUUUUACAGCAUUGAGAAAUUCAUUUGAAAAUUUAAGUAAAACAAUUACCAAUUUGAAAUUACCUUUAAAUGUUAAAUCCUUAUUACCAGCUUCUUCAUCGUUAAGAUAUACAUCAUUGUUACAACCUGUUCCGUUUGCUGCUUCAAAUCCAGAUUUUUGGAAUGAUUGUAUACUACAAUUUGAAACGUCAACAAGAUGGCCCGAUGAAAUCAGUGCAUUAGAAAAAACAAAAACUGCUUUUUUAAUCAAAGCAAGUGAUUUAUUAAAUGAUUUAGGUUUCACUACAUUUUUAACUAAAGAUGAUUCAAUUCCAUUUAAUGAACAUAUUACAUUACUUAAUAUAUUAACACCAGAUGGUUAUGGUUUUAGAAUAAGAGUAUUAACAGAAAGAGAUGAAAUAUUAUAUCUUAGAGCUGUUGCAAAUUCUGAAAAACAAAAAUCAUUAGUUCAAGAAAUAUAUCUUAAAUUUAAUCAAAAAACACAAGGUGUCAUUAAACAUACUAGAACAAUCACACAAUUAGCACAACAUUUUCAUUUUUAUUCACCAACUGUACGAUUUUUUAAACAAUGGUUAGAUUCACAAUUAUUAUUAUCACAUUUUAAUGAUGAAUUAAUAGAAUUAAUUGCUUUGAAACCAUUUGUUGAUCCAGCUCCAUAUUCAGUACCACAUUCAAUUGAAAAUGGUUUUUUACAAAUUUUAAACUUUUUAUCCAAUUGGAAUUGGAAAGAAGAUCCAUUAAUUUUGGAUUUAGUUAAAAGUAAUGUUGAUGAAUUCAAUGAUAAAUUAACAAUACAAGCUUAUAGAGUUAUAGAGACAAAUUUUGAAACAUUGAGAAAAUCAGAUCCAAGUGGUAUCAAAACACAAUUAUUUAUAGGAUCAAAAGACGAUCCUUCAGGUAUAUUAUGGUCCCAUGAUUUAACAUUACCAAUAUCAUCUAGAUUAACUGCAUUAUCAAGAGCAGCAAUUACAUUAUUAAAACAAAAUAUAUCAGAACAUAAUCUUGAUUUAAUUUUUACUCCUGCACUAAAAGAUUAUGAUUUUACAAUAAAUGUUAAAUCAACUGAUUUAACUACCACUUCAGGAAUAUUACCACCAAAUACAUAUAAAAAUUUGAUACAACCGUUAACAUCUUUCCCAGAUGAUAUAACAACAAGAUAUGAUUUAAUACAAGAAUUUAUAAAACAAUUAAAUACUAAAUUUGGUAAUACAAUAAUUUUUUCAUCGAAAAAAUUUGGUGCCAAUGUAAUUGGUGGUAUAUUUGUACCAUCAAAUUUAACAAAAAAGAAAUUUAGAGUCAAUCUAGGUUAUAAUGUAAAACCAGACACUAAAGAUGAAGUUGUUAUUAAUAAAGAUGUAAUAUUUAAACAAAUUCAUUUAUUAGGUGGAAAUUUAAUAGAAAAAUUUAAUGUAUAG
Messenger RNA from Insectozyma verbasci, 3366 nucleotides. The record is from the annotation of a GenBank genome assembly. Lineage: Eukaryota; Fungi; Ascomycota; Pichiomycetes; Serinales; Debaryomycetaceae.